AAGAUUUAGCCGGGGUGCCCCGCAGGCUUACUGUACACAUACUAGGGCCCAGGACAGCCAGAUCCAGCCAGUGGCUGCAGCCCGAGCCCUCGGCAAACUGACCUGACCAUCUUGGACAAUGCUGCUUUCCCUGUGCACCUAUUUCCUCUGGCUGUCCACCAGUAACCUCUGGACUGUCCAGGCUAAGGACCCAGAUACUGAUGUGAGCAAGAGGAGCCCUCACCGGGACUUGGCUCCAAACAAUGUUGACUUUGCCUUUAUCCUAUAUAGGCAUCUUGUGGCUUCAGCUCCUGGAAAGAAUGUCUUCAUCUCCCCUGUGAGCAUCUCCAUGGCCUUAGCUAUGCUGUCUCUGGGAUCCUGUGGCCACACACGGGUCCAACUCCUCCAAGGCCUGGGCUUCAACCUCACCAAUAUAUCUGAAGCUGAGAUUCACCAGGGCUUUAAGCACCUUCACCACCUCUUCGAGAAGGAGUCAGACACCAUGUUGGAAAUGGUUAUGGGUAAUGCUUUGUUCCUUGACCGCAGCCUGGAGCUUCUGGAGUCAUUCUCAGCAGACACCAAGCACUACUAUGAGUUGGAGGCUUUGGCUAUAGAUUUCAAGGAUGGGGCUGGAGCCAGCAGACAAAUCAAUGAGUAUAUCAAAAAUAAGACACAAGGGAAAAUUGUGGACUUGAUAUCAAAGGUGGAUAGUUCAGCCAUGCUCAUCCUGGUCAACUACAUCUUCUUCAAAGGCACAUGGGAACGGCCCUUCAACCUGGAGAGCACCAGGGAGGAAAACUUCUACGUGAACAAGACCACCGUGGUGAGAGUGCCCAUGAUGGUCCAGUCGGGCCCCAUCAAGUACUUUCAAGACCCAGUGCUCCCCUGUCAGCUGGUCCAACUGGAGUAUAUGGGCAAUGAGACUGUCUUCUUUGUCCUCCCAGAAGAGGGAAAGAUGGACACAGUCAUCACCGCGCUGAGCAGAGGCACCAUUCAGAGGUGGUCUGAGUCCCUGACCACGGGCAGCCAGGUAAACCUGUUCAUCCCAAAGGUGACCAUCUCCGGAGCCUACGACCUCAGGACCAUCCUGGGGGCCAUGGGCAUUGCAGACUUCCUCAGCAAGGAGGCGGAUUUCUCCGGCAUCGCCCGAGAGCCCCAGCUGACAUUGUCAGAGGUGGUUCAUAAGGCUGUGCUGCAACUCGAUGAAAAGGGCUUGGAAACCGCCGACUCCCCCAGGGUCAUGCUGCGCACGGCGUCCGAGCCUCUCACCUUCCGCUUCAACCGCCCGUUCAUUAUCAUGAUCUUCAACCACUUCACGUGGAGCAGCCUCUUCCUGGGCAAGGUUGUGAAUCCGACCUAAGGGCGCCCCCCACCCCCCGGGAGCCACAGCCCCGGCUGACCCUGCGCACCAGAGAGCCCAC
This is a messenger RNA of Lontra canadensis (Northern American river otter), 1400 nucleotides long. Its product is annotated as corticosteroid-binding globulin. Gene Ontology annotation, molecular function: serine-type endopeptidase inhibitor activity. The transcript is spliced from 5 exons. The record is from RefSeq and is a predicted model, not a curated record. Gene Ontology annotation, biological process: negative regulation of endopeptidase activity. NCBI's taxonomy places the organism in Eukaryota, Metazoa, Chordata, Mammalia, Carnivora, Mustelidae. The coding region runs from base 119 to 1339 and encodes 406 amino acids.